CCGAUAUACCGAGGCAAAAGAGACUGCAAUCACCGAAAAGUGUGUUUUGUAAGUGAGGUCAGCAUGUGUAGGCUCUCCACUGGCACUGCCAUUGAAAGCGCGUGUCAAGCCGCGAGAGUCACAUUCCUCCGCGUCAAGAUGUUUUAAAUAACAUCUCCAUUGCUCAUUUCCUUCCCUGUCCCCCCGGUUACCGUGCCAUCGUCAUCACCCUCGUCGCGCUUCCCAAAGACGCAGUAAUGGCUCCCAACGCCUCAUACACGGCGACUGCGAGCCCAACUCUCACCGACAGUUUCUCUUCAUCGCAUAUACUCUCCGCCUCGAUUUCAUCUCUGUCCUCGUCUGUCUCGGCGGCGCGGCAUUCCUCUUCAUACGUCUCCAAGACCUACCGGCAGGCCUCUACGCUCUUCCUAACGCGUCGGCUACCCGAGGCUCUGUCCACCAUCCAGCCCCUGAUCACCCCGCCAGCCUCGGAAGACACAAACGGCGUCGAUGAGCCCGCGCCGGUCGCCAGAGCCUCCCGCACCACGAGAGUCAAAGUGUGGAGCCUGUACCUGACAAUCCUGAACGCCAUACUGGAACUGGAUCCGGCCGAGGGGAAGGAGACAUUCGGGGCCCAGGAAUGGCGGUCCAUCUGUUCCAGGGUCCGAGAAGGCGAGGUCUGGGAGGAGGUGGUCCACAAUGGCUACCACGGAAUUGAGGGGAACGUGGACUCGGACGUCGUCAUCAAUCUAGCCACGCUCCUCCUGGCGCAUGCACGCACGCAGAUUUUGAACCAAAGGCGCCUAGAGAGCUACUUGGCAGCGGCUAACACACCCAACUUGGAUAUCUCUGACAGGUUCCCGGUAAACCCGUCACCACGGCACCCUCCAAGGCACCGCUCCCCCGCGAAGGCAACCAGCGGCGCCGACACGCCCCGGGACCUCAACGCGCGGGUCAAGAUACUGGAGCUUUACACACUGCAUGUGCUCCUUCGCAAUAACGAGUGGGACUACGCACGCGAGUUCAUCAGCAUGAGCUCGGUGCUGGACGAGGAGAGGCGGGAGGCCUUUCUCCAGGCAUUACAGAGCCUCCAGGAAGACCAGCAGGAAGCCGACAGGCGGGAACGGGAGGAGAAGCAGCAGCAGGAGGACCAGCUACGCCGCGACAUCGAGGAGGCGCGGAAGCUAAGGGCUGAGAACGAGGAGCGCGAGCGGAGGAGGCUGGAGGAGGAGAGGGCGCGCCAGGAGGGCAGCGAGGUCGACUACGGCAUCGACAGGACGCCAAGCGUUGCCGGAUCCAGUAAGCCGAGGCGUCCGACGAACCAGUAUUCGAGCAUAUCAAGGCCGCAGCCAUCAACAUCCAAGAAGACCAACGCCAUCGCGCCCCCUACCCUGGCAACGAGGGCCGUCACAGUCCUGUCUAAUAUCCGGGGGAUCAUCGAGCAGAUGGGCUCGUCCUUCCGAACCAACCCUAUUUUCUUAAUACGGACGCUAGCGUUCAUCCUGGGCGUACUCCUCAUGUUCGGCCGGAAAAGCAUACGCGAGAGGAUCUCGCGCAUCCUAGGCACCAGCUGGAAUAAGAUCAAGGCCACGGCGGGCAUGGGCGUCAAGGUUAGCUACAUCUAAUUCUGACCGCCCCCCGCAGUCGAUCGUUUGGCUUCACUUUGUAUCACGUCGUGUACACACAUGGGGCGUCAUUGGGAGGGGUUUAAUGUUAGCAUGAAUAGGCGGGAAUCCGACAACUGUGUUUUGAUUUGUUUUUGUGCCCUCAGCACAAAAUGGAAUGGACGUUUCCUCCCUUCAUAGCCAGAAGUCAAAUGUAAUUCGUACAACAAGUACAUAUUUCAACUCGAAA
This is a messenger RNA of Phialemonium atrogriseum, 1833 nucleotides long. RefSeq lists its product as uncharacterized. Lineage: Eukaryota; Fungi; Ascomycota; Sordariomycetes; Cephalothecales; Cephalothecaceae. The record is from RefSeq and is a predicted model, not a curated record. The transcript has 2 exons. The coding region runs from base 237 to 1604 and encodes 455 amino acids.